GAUUCUAGCGCAGGUGUGUAAGGUGACCCCGCCCAUCUUCACGCAGGUAACCCGCCCAGGUGUGAAAGUCACCGCGCGCUUCAGUAGGGUCAGAUACACCUGUGCAGCACGCGAGGAGGCUGAUUCGGAUCGAACUGAACGUGUGUUGCUGACAAGAAGAGAUUGAUCAGAGUAACAUCAGUCUGAAAGAACACAACAACUGAGAUUCAUUAAACUGAGCGGUCAGAUAUCUGCUGUACAACUUCAGCAACGAGAGGUGGAACGUGAUUGACACCUGGCUGUUAAAGAGCAGGUGUGACGUGCAGAAGUGCAUUGUGGGUAAAAUCUCUCGUGUGGACAGACACUUAUAUCGUUAGAAGACACACAGACGGGAAACACACAAACUCAUCCCACCGACUGACGGACUGAGAAACGGGAUGCCAGGAAUGACCGAGCAGGAAAACAGCAUGGGAACAGACAGCAAACAUACAGCACAGAUCUCAGAUCCCAACACAGGCACUUCAACCGGCUCAAAAACACGCACGGCUAUGGAGGACGAGGACGGAAAGGGGACGGCCAAUAAGAAGGCGGGAAAGUUUACGCGAUCCAGUCUGACACGAUCUGAAAGUGUAAAAGAUCUCAUUUACAAGUUCUCCGGUACAAGCAGGACUAGGCAGAAAACUCCCAGCGGGUCAGGGGGCAAAGGUCAAGAGGAGGAGGAGGAGGUUGAGAGUAGUAUGGAGAGCAGCAGCAUCAGUAAACAUAGGAGUAAAAGUGAAGAUCGCAAGAGGAACCAGAACUUUGAAGAAUCAGAGAACAGGAUGCCAGAUUGCACGAAAACAGAGCAGAAGCCUCACAACCCCGAUAAAGACAAACAAGAGUCCAAAGACCAGAAGAUCUCAGAGGACCACUCCCAACACUCCAAGGACAGGACAGGUGCAGUGGUUCCUGCUCCGCAUUCCAACUACAAUGGUGAAAAGAGGUCAGAGAACGAAUCAGCAACCCCAAAAGUCCGCCCGAACCCAAAAUAUGAGCUUUACCUGGGGUCCAACGUUGCCAAUGGUUCUGUCUCAGGUGAGAGCGCUUCAGCUAACAGCGGUACCAACAGUAACCUGCUGAGGAUCAGUCCAAUGAUUCGCGGAUCCAUGGACUCGCUGUCGUCACGAGACUGGGACAGUAUGUCAGAUAGAACUGGAGGAUUUGAAAGCCCACCGAGGACCGUCUUUAACAGUCCUUAUGCAACGCUGUCAUUGGACUACAAUCCUCCAAACCGAAUGUCUGAUUUCAGCAGGGAAGUGAUGUCACCUGCUGCGUCUGAUGUGAACCUGUUCAGAAGCGUGAGUCCGAUUCAGAGUCCGGUGAUGGCUCAUCGUUCUCGCAUUGGCAACUAUGACAGUCUGAGCCGCAGACGAGAUGUGCAGCCUCCUCCAGGUCAGUUUAUCGUUCGUAACAAUCAGCCGAACAAGCGUGAUUUCAUCCAGGAGCUCACCAAACAGCUGGAGGACUGUCAGAGGAGAAACCAGUUUCUGGAAGCUGAGAGCAUCGAGUUGGAUAAAGAGAGAAACCAGAUCCGCUUCGAGAUGAGAGGUCUGCUGGUGAACAAUGAAGAUCUCCUGCGAACAAACACACAGAUGCAGGGCGAGAUGAACCGACUGAGAGAGAGAAUCGUGGAACUGGAGAGCAACAACAACGUCAUGAUCGAACGUUUUAAACAGAUGGAGAUUGAGCUGAGGGAAGCGCGUGAGGUCAUGGUGGAAGCCAACAAUCAAGAAUACGCCUUCAAUUUCCUUCAACAAUCCCUCAAGAAUAAGAUACAGGACACCGAGGAAGCUCUGGAGAAACAAACUCAAAAUACUCAGAUUGUGUCCGAGAAACUCUGGCUGGCUGAACGCAACCUGGAGGAACUUGAAGUGGAGAAAGAAACCAAAGCCAAGAAAGUUUUAGAGCUCAACAACAAUGUGUUCAGACUGGAGACUGAGCUGGCAGACGCUCUACAGGAGAGUAAUCAGGCCAGAACAGAGCUCAGUCUGCAGCAGAAACUGCGUGCGGAUGCGCAGAUGCGUGUGGAGGAGCUGGAGGAGAGCUUAUUGGAGAAAGAUCAGGAGCUCCUGCGUCUCACACAGAUCGUCAAUCGACUGCAGGGAGAGGUGACGUAUAAGUUGAGCGAUAAGGAGCAGACGCUGGAGGAGGAGAUUCAGCUGCGUGAGCGUGCGCAGCUGCAAUGCAAACAGGCUGAGAGAACCGUGGAAGAUCUGCGCAUGGAGCUGCAGACGCUCACUCAGUCUCGAGAUGACCUCGCUAAACAACUCAAACUAUCCCAGGAGAGCAUCAUUGAUCUAGAGAGUGAUCUAGAAGAACUGAAGGAGAAUGAGCAAAGAUGGGCGUCCAAACACAAGAGAGCUUUAGAACAGGCUGAACAGCUGCAGAUCAAACUGAUUCAGGAGAAAGAUGUGAUCGACCAGCUGGAGUGUGAGAAGGCCAUCCUGGGGAGAGAGUUGAGAGAUGUGCGUAACCAGAUGGAGGAACUUCAGAAUAACAGAGUUGAGGUUGAUUCAGUCACUCGAGCUGAGAGUAAAGCUAAAGAACUGGAGAACACACUGCGUUUAGAGGAGAGGAAUAAAGUGGUUUUAUCAAACACUAUCGGUAAACUAGAGAGAAAGAUUCACGAGUUGACCGAGCAGAUUGAAGAGGAACAGAAGAUCUCUACAGAACAGAGGGAAUUGAUGACGCAACGCAUUCGCUCGCUCAAGAGACAACUGAAUGACGCUGAGGAAGAGGCGAGUCGACGAGAUGUUCAAUACAGACACACACAGAGAGAACUGAGCGAAGAGAGAGAAGCCAACACAAGACUCCAGAGACAACUACUGGACCAACAUCUGCAGAUGAAGAGGACCGAGUCCAAACUAACUCUGGAAAAACUGAGACUUCUAAGUGUAGAUGAGGAGGAUUCGUUUGAAUCAGAACCUACAGAGAAGAACCUCACUCAGGUGUGACCCAACAAAACUACUGAAACAAACUGUUAGAUGGACCCAAACCAACCCAGACCAAAGGGCCAAAGCAAAUCUGAAUGUCCAUAAGCUACAUCAGCCCAGAAAACAUCAGAGUCUGGAUCUGCGGCUGAGAUCUUUAUAAAGAUUAGAAAGAAAAUAUUUCUUUUUUCCUUUAUUUUUCUCUGCUACCUGACAUUGAUCUUCUCACCCCAAAUCCACUUGGAGCCAAAACCAGAUGGCACAAACUGCUUCAGUCCAGGUCUACACGAGAGACCGCAUCUAAAUCUUCCUGCUUCAUAUGAACUGAUUUCUAGAACAGACUUCUGAUGAACAUUGUUCUGGAGAAACAUCUUCCUCGUCGGAGGAUUACAGUUGUUGUUGUUAUUAGUCGUGAAUUUUUGUAAUGUACUACAUGUUCUCUUUAUAGGUGAAGGGCAUCACUGCCAAAUACUCUGAUUGAUGGGGUCAAAACCAUUUUCAAAUAUUAUCUGUGCAUAUUAUUGGUUUCUUUUGUUUACAGUAAGGAAGCUACAUUAUAUAUUCUAGAUAUCUAAGUUAAAUGGUUGCUAUUCUCUCUUCUGUAGUUUCUGUCACAUUAUUGUCUUCAGUGUUUACGUAGAAAACAUAUCAACCAUACUUGCAUAGGACAAAAUCAUUUGAAUCAGUAUUUUGUGUUGUUUUCCACACUGUAAAGAAAAUGCAGCAUGAACUUGGUUUUGCAAGUUAAUUCAACCUACUGUUUUAAGUUUUGGCUUGUGAUAAGUUGACAUAACUUAUAAAAUCAAGUUGAAACUGUUUAACUUAAGUUAAAGUAACAUAAAAUAUAUGUUGAUUUGACAAAAAUGCUGCGUAUAUUUUUACAGUACUUUUUUUACCCAUUUUUAAGCAAGAGGUAAGAAAAUGAAUUCAAAUGGUAUUUUAUUUUAUCUCUCUUUUCUAGUUAAUAUAUUUAAGUGAAAACAACAGAAAAAUGAUUGAAGGUCAGUUUCCUAGACGGGGUUUAGAUUAAUCCAGGACUCAGCCUUCAUUAUAUUAGGACAUUUAAGUAGUUUUUACAAACAUACCUUACAAUUCACGAUAACAACCAGCUAACUGUACAUUAUCCUGCUUAUUACACUGCUAUUUACCUUAUAAGUAAGGUAAGGAACAUUAAAUAUCAAUUUUAAAUAUUUUAUUUGCUCAUUUUUCCAACGAGCAAUGCUCUGAAAAAAACAAUAACGGUGUUCAUCUUGAGAUCAAACAAUGGCACUGAUAUGUGUUAAGAUAUGUCAGUGCGAUAUAUAUUUCUAAAUGAAGUCAGUUCAAAGAUUAAGAUAAGCCCUUUUUGGGAAACUGCCCCCGUGAAAAUGAUUUUGCACUACUGAAAUGUUUUUUUUUUCAAUCGUUUAUUUGAUGUAUUUUGGGACUUGCAGAUGCAUCUGACCGUUGAACACUUUAGUGUAUUUCUGUAACAUUUAUUAAUAUUGAUGUAUUAUUUUUGCAUGAAUGUAAAGAUUAUAAAGAGGUUAGUGUAAACUCUUGGAGUUUGCAAUAUCAAUGUGGUAAUGGUUAACCAAAACAACCUAAAGUGACCUAUAGAUGUAUUUUGACAAUCUGAGCUCUUGGUUAUCACGCAGUGUAUUUGGUGGCACCUAAAAGGCAAGCAAAGCAUUUUUAUGUACUCAUAAAUGUGUUUUCUGAGGUUCUAGUGUAGUUUAAUUGUACAAAAUAGUAAUAAAAUGUGAUAAAAGAUA
This is a messenger RNA of Misgurnus anguillicaudatus (oriental weatherfish), 4702 nucleotides long. The record is from RefSeq and is a predicted model, not a curated record. Lineage: Eukaryota; Metazoa; Chordata; Actinopteri; Cypriniformes; Cobitidae.